AUGGCUUCCUCCUACUACUACCACAUUAUCCUCGAUAUACGCCACCCUUCCCAUCCCCUCUCAAAGAUCGCAAUCGAAACCGGUCUUGUCCCCAACAUCAAGGACUGCGCCCUGCCAUCCUGCGGGACUGACUUUUUCGCCUUUGUCCCCGAGGCAGUACGGUCCUCAUGCGCCUCACAUGAGAACAGGGGUGGCGGCAUCACUGCUAGCCACAUUCAAAUAGAGCCUGCCUCUCCCGAACAUAUAGACUAUAGGUUCUCCGUUGUAACCAUCGAAAGCAUCAGUAUGGCAUCCAACCCUCAAACUCAAAAUGAUAGCGACCUUUCCACCGGCCGGCUCCGCGGCAAGAGCGUCAGCUUUGCCGACUCGGCAGACUCUCACUUUUCGUCCGUCAAGGCACGCUACACCCCAAUGGUCUCCUCGACCGCCAAUAUUGGAUAUGGGGUUGUCCACCUCUAUCGAGAAACCACAGAAACACCGGGGCUCUUUGGCCCGGGUGUCGCGAAUAGCCCAGAGCUGGACGCACAAGCUUCGCCAGAAUCGGCUAGAGGAGAAUACUAUUCUACCAAGAGCCCUGAUCUUGAUAAACUCCCUGGGCAUGACGAGCACGACUCUACAGUUGUGGCGAUUUUAGCUGUGCCGGCUUACAUGACUCCGAGCGAUUUUCUUGGGUAUGUCGGAGCCGACACACGUGAGGCCGUGAGCCACUUUAGGUUGAUCCGAACUGGUGAAGACGUCCGCAAAUAUAUGGCCCUGUUAAAGUUCCGCAAACUCGAAGAUGCAAAAAAGUUUACCAGGGAUUACAAUGGCCGAGUCUUUAAUACCAUGGAGCCGGAAACGUGUCAUGUGGUUUUCAUCAAGAGCGUUCAGUUCCAGUCAUCGGAACCAGACUCUUCGAAGGGGCAUUUGGCUGGCGCUGGUCCGACCUUGGUAGACGGUCUAGUACCAAAAAGCCAUCCUCCUCAAUAUGAAACCGACCCGCCUUCGCCUUUUCAGCAGGCCCCUGCUACGCUUUCCGUUACCGCGGCCCACCUGACAACCAAACCGGCCCCGCCUCCGACGGCUUCGUUGUUAGAACUUCCUACUUGUCCUGUUUGUCUGGAGCGAAUGGAUGAGACAACCGGCUUGUUGACCACUCAGUGCCAACAUGUAUUUCACUGUGCCUGUCUCAGCAAGUGGAAAGAUGGCAGUUGCCCUGUAUGCCGCUACACUUCGAGUGAUAAAAAAAAUAUUGGUGGGCGCCCGAAGCAAAAAAUGAAACGGUUUAGAGAUGGGAAAGAGGAAUCAACCGACGAAGACGAAUGUGAUAUCUGCUUCAGCUGCGGGGCAGUCGACAACCUCUGGGUUUGGUAA
This is a messenger RNA of Orbilia oligospora ATCC 24927, 1353 nucleotides long. RefSeq lists its product as uncharacterized. Bases 1 to 1353 code for a protein of 450 amino acids. The record is from RefSeq and is a predicted model, not a curated record. Gene Ontology annotation, cellular component: cytoplasm. Gene Ontology annotation, biological process: Ras protein signal transduction; protein ubiquitination. Gene Ontology annotation, molecular function: ubiquitin protein ligase activity. The transcript has 2 exons. NCBI's taxonomy places the organism in Eukaryota, Fungi, Ascomycota, Orbiliomycetes, Orbiliales, Orbiliaceae.